AUGUUAACUCAAGAGUUCAUCUCGGCCAUUUCAGGUCCUCCUCUUGCUGCGAAUACUGCCAUCUCUAAGGAUGUCGGCAUUUAUGCUCACUCCCUCACACCUUCUCACACUAUCAAGCAAUCUUUCAAGAAGAGUUCAGCCCCUGUCAACGGCCUAGCCGUCAGUCAGACUCACAUCUUUACCGCUCAAGACCAGAAGGCUCAUGUUCACGUCUAUUCCCGUCAACGUGGCAACCAAGAGGCUCUUGUACCUUUUCCCGAAAGGAUCCGCAGCUUGGCCCUGGCCGGUCAAACAUUGGUGGUUGGAUCUACCGAAGGUAGACUAUUUCUCUGGGAGACCUGUACCGGACGACAAGUGUCUACGCCGCCUUGUCAUGUCCAGGCCGUCUCAUGCUUGGCUGUAACGCCAUAUCACAUUCUUUCAGGAUCCGAUGACUCCAACAUCAACGUCUGGUCGAUAGCACGUCUUCUAGAAUCCGAUACUCAGCUGGACCAGGAGCCCGAUCAAACACUCUCUAACCACCGAGGUGCCAUCACAAGUCUAACUGUCGGACCUGGCACCAAUCCGGAAACCAGCAUAUGUGUUUCUGCCAGUAAGGACAAGACAUGCAUCAUCUGGAAUUACCAAACUGGUCAGCUUCUCCGUACAGUGCUGUUCCCUAGCUUUCCCCUUUGUGCUCGUCUCGACCCAAGUGCUAGGGCUCUGUUUGUGUCUUCAGAAGCUGGAGCUGUCUAUCUUGUCGAGCUAUUUGGUGGUGACAAGCCGUUGCUUGGUUCCCGCAGCACGGAGCUGCCGUCUAUCGUCGUACAGGUCAACUCCCCACUAGCUGUCUCAGAUCCGGAACUUGGACAACCAUCGUGUCUUGCUCUCACAUAUGAUGGUACUUCAAUAUUGUCCGGACACACUAAGGGCAAGAUCCUACGCUGGACUCUGGCUGAGAACGCCCAUCCUACAGAAGUUGCCAAUCUCAAUGCCUCUGUUACCAACCUCUGUUUCAUACCUCCACUGUCAGCCGAGCAACCGACCAAGGCCGUCACCAUCGUGAAACCGAACCUGAGCCAAAACCGAUACAAUUUUACGGCCCAAUUAACGACGGAUCUCGGAGAGAAGACAAAGGUUGAUCAUCUGCUUGAGACCAAUGGAUUUACUUCAGAGUCACUUGAGACAGCAAUUUCAUCUAUGACGACUCCUGCAGGCGAUCAACAAGAUGAAGAGCUGGCGAGACAGGAUGCGCAAUUCCGCGCCAUCAUUAACAACUGCAAUCUACUUCAAAGCCCAUCUAGUUAG
This is a messenger RNA of Fusarium coffeatum, 1287 nucleotides long. RefSeq lists its product as uncharacterized. The coding region runs from base 1 to 1287 and encodes 428 amino acids. The transcript is spliced from 2 exons. Gene Ontology annotation, molecular function: protein binding. Gene Ontology annotation, biological process: DNA-templated DNA replication; rRNA processing. Lineage: Eukaryota; Fungi; Ascomycota; Sordariomycetes; Hypocreales; Nectriaceae. The record is from RefSeq and is a predicted model, not a curated record. Gene Ontology annotation, cellular component: nuclear pre-replicative complex.